Molecule: messenger RNA, 700 nt
Organism: Chrysochloris asiatica (Cape golden mole)
Lineage: Eukaryota; Metazoa; Chordata; Mammalia; Afrosoricida; Chrysochloridae
Gene: CLDN17
Product: claudin 17
Exons: 1
Coding region: 22-696 (224 amino acids)
Biological process (GO): bicellular tight junction assembly; cell adhesion
Cellular component (GO): bicellular tight junction; plasma membrane
Molecular function (GO): structural molecule activity
Source: RefSeq, a predicted model, not a curated record
ACAAUCUUCAAGGUAAAGGAAAUGGCAUUUUAUCCCCUGCAAAUUGCUGGCCUGGUUCUUGGCUUUCUUGGCAUGGUUGGCACUCUUGCUACCACCCUUCUGCCUCAAUGGAGAGUAUCAGCUUUUGUUGGCAGCAACAUUAUUGUCUUUGAAAGGAUCUGGGAAGGGCUCUGGAUGAACUGCAUUCGACAAGCCAGGGUCAGGCUUCAGUGCAAAUUCUAUAGUUCUAUUUUGGCACUCCCACCUGCCCUGGAAGCAGCACGAGCACUCAUGUGUGUGGCAGUUGCUCUCUCCUUGAUUUCCUUACUGAUUGGCAUCUGUGGCAUGAAGCAGAUCCAAUGCACAGGGGCUAAUGAGAGGACCAAAGUGUACCUUUUGGGCACAUCCGGAGUUCUCUUCAUCCUGACAGGCAUCUUCGUUCUGAUUCCAGUGUGCUGGACAGCCAAUAUCAUCAUCAGGGAUUUCUACAACCCAGCCAUCCACGCAGGUCAGAAACGAGAACUGGGAGCGGCACUUUUCUUAGGCUGGGCAAGUGCAGCUGUUCUCUUCACUGGAGGGGGUCUGCUCUGUGGUUUCUGCUGUUGCAACAAAAAGAAACAAAAGUUCAGAUAUCCAGUCCCUGGGUAUUCUGUGCCACACCCAAUUAAGCCAAGAAACUUGACAAUGCUUAAUAAGACUUCGACCAGUUAUGUUUAACACC